ACUGGAAGAAGCAAGUGUUUCCUUUGGGCUUGCUUGCUGCUAGGUUUAGUAGCAACAUUCAGCCCAUAUAUGUGCUAAGUUUGGCGCCUAACUAAAAGGCGUUUAACUAUCUUGUUUAAUAAUAUUUUUUUCUGCAUGUUAAUAUUGCAGAUUAGCCUGCGAGGUGAGCGUAACCUUGCCUGAAAAGCAUCUUUGAACAUAAUUGGAACACGAAAUUACGAUGCCAUCCCCGAUGGAGGGAUCUUCCAGAGAAGGUGACCUCUUUACUGUGAAACAUGAGCUGAAACAUGCCAACCUGACAGGCCAUGUAGAGAGGGUGGGCAUUGAAAACUUUGAGCUUUUAAAGGUGCUCGGCACAGGAGCAUAUGGCAAGGUGUUCCUGGUGAGGAAAGUGAGUGGUCAUGAUGCAGGGAAGCUGUAUGCCAUGAAGGUGUUGAAGAAGGCCACUAUUGUACAAAAGGCAAAGACUGCUGAACACACACGGACGGAGCGGCAAGUGCUGGAGCACAUCCGCCAGUCUCCGUUCCUCGUUACACUUCACUAUGCCUUCCAGACGGAUACCAAGCUGCACCUCAUUCUCGAUUAUGUAAAUGGUGGGGAGCUCUUCACACAUUUGGUGCAGAGGGUGCGAUUUAAGGAACAAGAAGUUGCCUUGUACAGUGGAGAGAUUGUGUUGGCACUAGAACAUCUACACAAGCUCGGGAUUGUCUACCGGGACCUGAAACUAGAGAAUAUUUUGCUGGAUUCAAGUGGUCAUAUAGUUCUCACAGACUUUGGCCUCAGUAAAGAAUUUGAUCAGGUUGAAAGGGCGUUUUCUGUCUGUGGCACGAUUGAAUAUAUGGCUCCAGAAAUUGUGGAAGGAGGAGAGUCCGGACAUGACAAGGCGGUGGACUGGUGGAGCCUCGGCGUGUUGAUGUACGAGCUUUUGACUGGCGGAUCACCCUUCACCGUCGAUGGAGAUGAGAACUCGCACACAGACAUUGCCAAGAGGAUUUCAAAAAAGGAUCCUCCUUUCCCCAAAGAUAUGGGACCUCUGGCCAAAGACCUCAUCCAGCGACUCCUCAUCAAAGAUCCAAAAAAGAGAUUGGGCUCGGGUCCCAAUGGAGCAGAGAAUGUAAAAAAACAUGCGUUUUACCAGAAAAUAAACUGGGAGGACUUGGCAGCUAAGAAGGUGCCUGCCCCGUUCAAGCCUGUGAUCCGGGAUGAGCUGGACGUCAGCAACUUUGCGGAAGAGUUCACAGAGAUGGACCCUACAUACUCCCCUGCAGCUCUGCCUCAGAACUGUGACCGCAUCUUCCAGGGCUACUCUUUCAUGGCCCCCUCCAUCCUGUUCAAGAGGAAUGUGGUGAUGGACGACCCUGUCCAGCUGUGUGGGGGCUCUGAGAGGCCGGGCUCUGCUGCGGUGGCCCGCAGCGCCAUGAUGAAGGACUCUCCUUUCUAUACGAGUUAUGAGAUGGACCUGAAGGACAGUGCUUUGGGAGAGGGUAGCUUCUCCAUCUGCAGACGGUGCACACACAAGAAGACUGGACAGAAAUACGCAGUCAAGAUUGUCAGCAAGAGGAUGGAGGCACAGACUCAGCGGGAAAUAGCAGCCCUGAAGCUCUGCGAUGGCCACCCCAACAUUGUCAAGUUACAUGAAAUUUACCACGACCAGCUCCACACGUACCUGGUUCUGGAGCUGCUCGGUGGAGGGGAGCUGCUAGAGAGGAUCCGCAGAAAGCAACAUUUCAGCGAAACGGAGGCCAGCCGCAUCAUGCGAAAACUGGUGUCCGCUGUCAGUCACAUGCACGACGUGGGAGUGGUGCACAGGGACCUUAAACCGGAGAACCUGCUCUUCACAGACGAGAGUGAGAACUCUGAGAUAAAAAUCAUAGACUUUGGCUUUGCUCGCCUCAAACCACCAGACAAUCAGCUCCUGAAGACUCCCUGCUUCACCCUGCAGUAUGCUGCACCAGAGAUACUCAAGUAUGACGGCUACGAUGAGUCCUGUGACCUGUGGAGUCUCGGGGUCAUUCUGUACACCAUGCUGUCUGGCCAGGUGCCUUUCCAGUGUCAGGAGAAGAGCCUGACCCACACCAGUGCUGAGGAAAUCAUGAAGAAAAUCAAACAGGGAGACUUUUCUUUUGAAGGCGAGGCGUGGAGGAAUGUUUCCCAGCAGGCCAAGGAUCUGAUACAAGAGCUGCUGACGGUGGACCCAAACAAGAGGAUUAAGAUGUGCGGCCUGCGUUACAAUGCCUGGCUCCAGGAUGACAGCCAGCUUUCCUCCAACCCUCUCAUGACCCCGGACAUCCUCGGCUCAUCCACUGCCUCCGUCCACACUUACGUCAAAGCUACCUUUAAUGCAUUUAACAAAUGUAAGCGGGAAGGUUUCCGCCUGCAGACGGUGGACAAAGCGCCACUAGCCAAGAGGAGGAAGAUGAAAAAGACAAGUACCAGCACAGAGACCCGCAGCAGUUCCAGCGAGAGCACCCAUUCCUCGUCCUCCUCCUCCCAGUCUCAGGAGAAGAAUUUUCGAGAGGGCAACACCAAGCCGCAGCUCUCCGACAACACGCCUCUCACCACGCCUGUCAACACACCUGUGGCCCUGGGGACGGACUCUGAGCACCAACCAGAGCAUCCAGCCUUUCACUUCUCAGAAGGACAGUGAGACAGCGAGAGGUAAAAAGGGAGAUUUGGACAGUUUCGUGAACCCGCAGGAUGGCUUGGACCACUGUAGAGACGGCCCUCUUCUUUUUCUCUCCGUCCCUGGCAGCUCUCUGCCUCUAGCUCAAUUGCAUGGACGUCCGCACGUCUCCAAAACCAAGCAUGCAGCAGGAGCAGCAACCGUCACCUCAAUAUCAAUCAAUCAUCACUAGCAAUAGCCUAUCCUUUUUUUCUUUCUCUCCCACUUUCACACACAGACUGUAUCAAUCAGGGACUGGACCAGGAAGAAGUCGUCACCAGUGUCCAAAAUGAAAAGGGCUGCCCUACUGCCCCAGGUCCAGACAGACAAUGGAGAGACUUCUUUAGUCUCGUCAUAAUAUCGCAGCUCUCUCUCUGUCCGCUACAUUUACCUGUCUUUGUCCAUGCCUCCAGAGGUUUUAAAGGGAAAGUCGUAGUGUUUACACCACGGAAGCUUUGUAAUUUUUUUGGUCAAAGGGAGAGAAGUUUCUGCAGCAUAACGUAACGAGGGUCCACUUCUCUUUUCUGGGAAGUCUCUGCAAGACGGAGCAGGGUAUUUAUAUGUGAAUUUUACAGACUGAGAUUUAUUUAUGAUAAGCUAUAUUGUUAACUUAUUUAUGGAAAGAAAUAAUGGAUACAGUGAGUCUUUAAAAAAAAAAAAGAAAAAGACAUUUUGUGUAUGUGUAUGUGUUUUUUCUCUAUCAGCUCAAAAGACUGUUUUCAUGUAGUCAGAUGGUUGUUCGUUCAUCUUUGUAAUCAUCGUAGACAUCAGUGCUUCAAGUAGGUUAUUGAGACACAGUUAUGUAGGCAUUGUAAGACUAUUCUAGGCAAGAAGAGAUUAACACCAUUAGCUACAGCUUAAUGGUCAGCAAAUUUAUGUAACCAAGGUCCUUUUGGACUUUAUUUAUAGAGGCGUAGGAGUUUUGGGAUUGAACUGCAGCUGUGUCCAGUGGUUAAAAAAAACCCAUCCUUGUUUAUAAGGAUAAAAGAAGCAAAAGUGUAAACAUCUUUUUAUAGGAACAACCAAAUGUGGAUGUAGUAUGUUCAGCCAAAUCUGUGGUUUUAUUGUCGUGUGGGGACUAGUGCUGCCUGAGGGGAUGUGACCCUACAAGAAGAGCUAUAUUUAGACUUAUUUUUGCCUCAGAUGUGGGAGCAAGACCACUUCAGGACUCAGCAUUGCUGCUGUUCCACAUGGUCUGAUCCUCAAGUCAGUAUUUAGCCCAGCAGUGGAUUUGCUCUGUGUGUUAUAGGACUUAAUUGCCUCAUUAUCACUGCAACCAAUUGGAUUGAGCAGAACGUUCCAAAUGGAGAAUCAGAUUAGCGUGAGGUGCAUGCGUCAAGGAAUUUGAGGAUUUCUUGGAUCCAAGAUGCCGAAGGGCAGCUUCAAGUGGCUUGCUUUUCAGAUAAUACACAAUGAAAUUAUUUUUAGAUAUGUGCCAAAAUGCCAUUCAAUCAGGUAAAGGGCAGGUUUGAGUUUGAGUCAGGUGUAAAACUCUAUAAAGAAUGGACGCGCCUCCACUUCCUCCCACUGUACAAAAGUGAAGCCAAAAUAUCCGCUGCCAUCUUGUGCAGUAGUGAACUACGGUAUAAAGUUCCCACCCAGACACCUACCUGACCCAAUCAGAGCACAAUACCAGCUGUCAGUCAUGACGUCACAUCCUCAAAAAGAACUACCUAAAAUGACAGAAGCCAUCUUUUCAUCCAAUUUAUUUUACCUUUGAGUUUUUAGUUUAGCUCCCGUGCCAUCCAAUAGUAUGGAGGGGGCGGGGUGUAUGACAUAUACUGCAGCCAGCCACCAGGGAGCAAUCAAGAUGUUUUGGCUUCACUUAUGGGUAGCUGCCAGGCUGUCCAUCUUUAUACACAGUCUAUGGUUAAAGGUUACAUUAAUGCAGUAUUGAGAUAAAACUUGCCCCAUGUGUCGCUACCUAAAAGUCUUAAAACUACUUUAAAACACCUUUAUGAAAACAUCAAGUCCCGGAGGACGGACCUCAAACAAACACUUUUUAUUUUUGACACCACCCUUUGCUCUACUUACCAUGUUGUACUGCAUGACUGAAAUGGUGAUCUUUGCACUGUGUGACAGCUCUCACUUUGAGGCAGAUAUCUGGUUGUUACGUCCCCCGGUGCAUGAUGUAAUCUGAAACAUCAACCUCUUCUUUUCUUUGUUUUUUUAUGGGCAGAUUCUUACUUGAUUUAAUGUGAGUUUGUUUACUUGCACAUUUGAAUAUUCCCGAUUGGAUUCGGGACUUUGAAGUUUUACUGUUUGAGGUGUUUCGGUGUAAACACCAAAACCCCCUUUUUCCAAUAGCCUGAAUAUUGUAAUGUCCCAAUGUUACAAUGCUGGUGUUAGCCAGGAUAGUUUGGCAAGUAAAUGCCAUGUUAAUUGUUUUUUGCAAGUAUGUGUUAGUCUGUUUCCAUGGUAAUAAUAGUUGAAAUACUGUAUUCUGUUGUACAGGGGUUAUUUGUGUUCAGUAUGUGAAGCUGCCUAGAAACAGUUUCUCCUGCUCAGCCAGGAUACAAAUUCUUAGUUGGACUACUGUGUGCAUUUAAACACACUCCCUCAUCUUCUUCCAUUUAAUGCACUCUGAAUCUGAACCAAAGCAUUAACUUCAAGGUAGCUGCUCUAAGCUGCAUGAGAUAUUUCCUUUCAUGCAAAUAUGCAAAGAAAUGCUUCAUAUAUAUAGAUAUAUAUAUAUAUAUCACGUUUUUUGUUUUGUUUUGUUGGAUAAUUUUGUGUGUUUCCUCAAGAGAUUCUUUACAGGAUCUAUAAUAUCCAUAUCCAGCACAUUAUCAUGCUUGAAACUAUGCAUCUCUAUUUCGCUGUUUUGUUGCUACUGCCAUUUCACAAAGACCUCGCCAAAUGGGUCCAAAAAUAAAGCUUAAAAGGGCGUAACAUGGUAUACAUAUACUGUACUUUUCCCCUCAUAGCAUCAGCCACAAUGGAAAUAGCAAAGUAGAAUCCAUUGCCCGUAUGAAAAGCUGGAAUCCUUGAAACUCAACACUACAAAGCUCUUGUCUAACUUAGUUCGCAUGAGUUCCCCGUUGCUGCCUCAUUAAGCCUCUUUUCUUUUGUUUGGGUGUAUUAAUAGCUCAAGUGGAGGAAGAGGAAAAGUGUCCUAUAUUGAGCUCCCCUCUGGGAGACAGGCUCUAUUAGCUGAUGUGCUGCAGUGCUGUUUGUUCCAAAGAAAAUACCGUACUCCACACUGCCUCUGCGGGACCCAGCUCACUUCUCUUUGUAGGGAAAAUAACAGAGUAUCACAGGAAAGGGUUGGUUUAGUGCCGACGUCUCUCGGGGGCAGAUUUUUUAAAACUAGGUUUCCCCCCUUUGAUGAACAACUUGUUCAGUGUGCCACUAUGAGGAAGAGCCGAGGGAGAGAGGCCAGUUUUGAUACAUGUUUCUUUGAUACAUUUUUGUUUUUUGGUUCCCUGGAAAUGAAUGAAAGUUCCUUUUUCUGUCUAUAGUGCUUCCUUUUUUCUGCUUCUCUCUGAGUUAUUUUUGAAAGUACCCCGCCUGAUGAGAUAUCCCUUUGUACCUUUUUGCAACAUUAAUUAGAGGGCUGGUAGUUUGAACUGAUUUGUAUGAACCAGUGACUGCUGUUAGAGUCAAAGGAUUAGACUUUGGAUUUUCCUGUGUGCUUCUGUACUUCUGUCAGAUGUGGGUGCCAAAGCGGCUUCUCACUUCAGUGCUUUUGUGCAUGUUUUGUCUGUGACAGUGAUGAUUUUCUAGACAGACGCUGUGACUUGUGUGGCUCUUUUUCGGUCAGCUAUCAGUAUGGGAUCGUACGGAGCUGUCCGCGGUGCUGAAGUGACCAAACUUUUGGUGCUGCUGCAAAAACAAGUUGCUUUCCACAAUGACCCGUAAAUAUGUGAUUCUUUGUAAAAGCAGUGAUUCCCAACCAGGCGUACUUGUCCACUGAGCGUUACAUUUGCAGCUGCCAGGGGGCAUCUGGAUCAUUUUAAGAUCUAGAAAUUAGAUUGCUGAGGAGGAAAACAAACACAAAUAGGAUUACAAUUUGGUUUGAGGCUGUAUGAGACUUCCUCUUCCAUGUCAUUGUUUACAGUCCAAUUAGCAACUUCACUGACACUUUUUGGUCAGUGUUUAAGGUCCAGAUGACGUUUUGGUUUAUCUCUAUAAAGAUAUCCGCACAUGAGUAUAGAUAAAUACGAAAACAAAGCUUAUAACAUGCUGAUGCGUUCAGAGAUUGCAUUUUGGCCACAGUUUUCCACACAAACCUCAGAUAUUCUUCACACAAACUGUUUACCUGCAGAUCUGAUCAUUUGCUUGAAGUGAUGUCACUUCGGCAGGUCAGCCGUCAGUUGAAUAAAGGUUUUUAUAUUGAGUUUGAAGUUUAUAAGUGAGCUUACUGGAUCAGAAACUAUAACAUUUUGUGUAAAUGGGUGCACUUAUAAAGACAUCCACACGAGUGUAAGUCGACUAAGAUUUUUUUAAGUCAAGGACAGCCCUACAUUCAGGUUUAUAUAAACUUAAAUAUUUACAUAUACUGCACGGUAAUUUCAGACAAAUGGUUGGGAACCACUGCUUUAAUAUCAGUUCACUCAAAUUUUAUAAACAUGUUGUCAAAAGUUGUCAUAGGAGCAUUUUCUCCAGGAGAAGGUGGUUUAAAUGUUGAAAAUAUAGUGAAUUAUACGUAGUAACUGGGACAAUGGUCCUCAUUCAAGAGACACUUGAACAUGGACAGAUUGGUUCUUAAGUGGCAUGUACAAGUUAUUAAGGUGUUUGCCGAUUCGCCCUAUUCCAUGUUUUUUUAUUUUGUCUUUGGCACAAACACUAUUUAUAAGUGAUCCAGACCUGUUGUAGGAGUCAUGCGCAGUUCUUCACUUGUAUAUUGUAUAUUUAUUUAUAUCUACUAUGGCAAAUCCUUUGUAAAUUAUGGAAUAAAAGUGGAAGAAAGUUAAGAUAAAAAUAUGAAAAUGUUCUUGCAUUAGGCGUAUUGUUUCUCUAAAUAAAAAAAGCCAUUGUCAUUUCCUAACUUGACAACAUAAAACCAAAGCUAGAUACCACUCAUUGUCAGAAAAUACUGUAUGUUUAUUUAAAAUUUGGGUGAACUGAUUCUUUAAUGAUCCACAUUGAGGAAAUUAUAUUUUUCUUACCCUUUCCAGAGAGGUCAAAGCACACGGUCAGCUACAGACUGACCUGUUGUCUUGCUCAAAGACAAUUCUGAGGCAACAUUGGGACUUGAACGUGUUUUUGAAUUUAUUACUCAGCCCGGUGUUGCUCUAUACAGAGAUUAAUGCUCCAUGAAAAGGUUUUUGUAUUAAUGAGUCAUUAAGUCAUUCAGUGCUCAUGCCAACCUGCCAUCCGUCACCAUCAUGCAUGUGCUUCUGCUUUAUUCCUCUCACUGUUUCUCAGAUUUCAUAUUCUUUUCAUAUCGUUACUGAAGCGUGUCAAAAAGUACUGUAGCAGUGAUUCCCUUUGAGAUUGGUCGAUAUUAAACUAUUAAAAAAAAACUUUAAAAAAAACAACACGCAAUCAAGCUUUAAAGGCAAAACUUUGCACUUGUAUGUUAUUUUUAAUCAUGCGAUUGUUUUUGUUUUUUGUAAGAAAAAAAAGAGAGAAAAAUGUCCGUUUUGUUUUCGUGCAGGUUCAGAUGUUCAACCUAUUCAUCCGUUUGUUCGUGUUUUCUGGCUUUUUCAGCCAACAUUUCUGAGUCGAUACUAUAAUAUAAACCUCAACACCGAAUAGUACUUUUACUGCAAGGAUACACCAUGUGCAUACCUGCUUUUUUAGGGCACUGUGAACAUCAUCAUUCAGGUCUUUAGGCACACCAUUGAUAUUAUGAGGGAAAAAAACAACCUUUGCUUCAAUAAAUGCUUUACUUAGUGGCUGAAUACAUCUGUACAUUUAAUAAGGAGUCUUUUAAAAGACCUUUGGCUUCAUUGUAUUUUCAAGUGUAUUACUGAAGAUAUUUUGUGAUACCAGGAUUUGUGUGUACGAGUUGUCAGAAAGGACAAUAAAUAUACAAUUUCCUGUC
This is a messenger RNA of Centropristis striata (black sea bass), 8654 nucleotides long. RefSeq names its product ribosomal protein S6 kinase, polypeptide 5 (gene rps6ka5). Bases 221 to 2647 code for a protein of 808 amino acids. Gene Ontology annotation, biological process: intracellular signal transduction; protein phosphorylation; regulation of DNA-templated transcription. The transcript has 17 exons. Gene Ontology annotation, molecular function: ATP binding; magnesium ion binding; protein serine/threonine kinase activity. Lineage: Eukaryota; Metazoa; Chordata; Actinopteri; Perciformes; Serranidae. The record is from RefSeq and is a predicted model, not a curated record.